Molecule: messenger RNA, 1584 nt
Organism: Hevea brasiliensis (rubber tree)
Lineage: Eukaryota; Viridiplantae; Streptophyta; Magnoliopsida; Malpighiales; Euphorbiaceae
Product: phosphoenolpyruvate/phosphate translocator 2, chloroplastic
Exons: 9
Coding region: 186-1415 (409 amino acids)
Biological process (GO): transmembrane transport
Cellular component (GO): Golgi apparatus; membrane
Molecular function (GO): antiporter activity
Source: RefSeq, a predicted model, not a curated record
CUAAAGACAAAACCACCUAUCAUUGUCUCUGUUUAAAGUCGAUAAAAAAGCAGGCCGCCAAGUGCAAAGCCAAUACUUGCUUGUACCAUAACCAUUCAUGCGACUUUUAAAUUCUCUACCUCUUCUAUACCAGAGAAGAAAAUCUCCAGCAGAAUCUUUCUCCCUUGUUGUUUUUCAACCUCAAAAUGCAUACAGCGUUUGUUUUGUCUCUUUCAACCCCAUUUUUAAAUCAACAGAAACUUCUAUAUGGAAAAUCUAUCCCCAGAUUUAAUCCAACCCUGAAACUCUCUGCUUUCAAACCUAUUCAAGCCAGUUGUUCUCAUGGCUUCUCAUGUCAAAAAACCUCAUUUUUGGGUUCUUCCUGUCAAUUUUUCAAGUCUCAGAUAUCUACUUCAAUUCUACAUUCAAAUAGUGGAUAUCACAGUUUGAAUGUCAGAGCCGCCUCAGUUCCUGAUAGCACAAGUGCUAAUGAAACAAGUGACUUGGUCAGGAUUUCGCAGCUAGGUGCUAUGUUUGGAAUUUGGUAUCUUUUGAACAUCUACUUCAACAUUUUCAACAAACAGGUUCUUAAGGUGUAUCCAUUUCCAGCAACAGUUUCUGCUUUCCAAUCUGGCUGUGGGACUGUGAUGAUUAUUAUAAUGUGGGCAUUAAAUCUCUACCAUAGACCAAAGCUGACUAGUUCGCAGCUUACAGCAAUCCUGCCAUUGGCUGUAAUUCAUACGCUGGGAAACCUUUUGAUGAAUGUUAGUCUUGGAAAAGUUGCUGUUUCAUUCACUCACACGAUCAAAGCUGUGGAGCCCUUCUUCACAGUCUUAUUUGCUGCACUGUUUCUCGGCGAAAGGCCCUAUUUCUGGGCACUUUCCUCCCUUGUACCAAUAGUAUGUGGAGUAGCUUUGGCAUCAUUCACUGAGGCCUCUUUUAAUUGGAUUGGUUUCUGCAGUGCUAUGGCUUCCAAUGUCACUAAUCAAUCUCGAAAUGUACUUAGCAAAAAAUUUAUGGUUGAUAAAGAGGAAAAAUUGGACAACAUCAAUCUCUUCUCAGUAAUAACCAUCAUUUCUUUUAUCCUGUUGGUUCCCACAGCUAUUUUCUUGGAUGGGUACAAGUUUACUCCUUCAUACCUCCAGUCUGCAGCAAACCAAGGGUUGAAUGUUAGAGAGCUAUGUUUAAGAUCUCUUCUCACUGGGUUCUGCUUCCACUCUUAUCAACAAGUCUCUUAUAUGAUACUAGAGAUGGUAAACCCUGUUACUCAUGCUGUGGGAAACUGUGUGAAGCGUGUGGUUGUGAUAGUCUCCUCAGUCAUCUUCUUCCAAACGCCAAUUUCACCCAUUAACUCACUUGGAACUGCAUUGGCUCUUGCUGGAGUGUUCUUGUAUUCAAGGGCAAAGCAGAUAAAACCAAUGCCAAAGGCUUCUUGAAUUCUAUCCCAACAAAAAGGCUCAGUUUGUGUAUUUAAUCAUCUAAAAGAAAUUAAACUCAAUUUGUUAAAAUAGGGUAGAAAUUUAUAACCUCUGCAUUUGUUCUUGGUAUUCUGCAUGAUCUGGCCAUGCAAGUUAAUAUAAAGUCAAAUAAUGGGAAAUUUAGGUA